CCGCAGGGAGAACCUGGUCUACAGGGACUUCAAGGGGAAAGAGGAUUCAUUGGAUUACCAGGCGUUCCCGGCUCUCAGGGAAUCCAAGGACCGAAAGGAGAGAAAGGAGACCAAGGGAUGAAAGGGGAGAGAGGGGAAGAGGGAGAGACGGGACACCCGGGUCCGUCCGGACCUACAGGACUUCCCGGACCCACAGGUAUAGGACUUCCUGGACCUCAGGGCGAGAGAGGACAACAGGGAAGAGCGGGACAACAAGGAAUCCCCGGAACGCCAGGACCGGUUGGACCGCCCGGCUAUUGUGAGCUCUGCAACUUUGCCGGUCAAGACUUGGCCCACGCCUUGCAAAUGGUGGUGCAGUCACAGCAACGCCAGGAGAAGGGACCACCAAAUUAAUGGUCAAAUUCAUACAAUCAAUGUUUUAAUUCAAAUCGAAAUGUCAUCCAAAC
Messenger RNA from Medioppia subpectinata, 446 nucleotides. Lineage: Eukaryota; Metazoa; Arthropoda; Arachnida; Sarcoptiformes; Oppiidae. The record is from the annotation of a GenBank genome assembly.